AUGCACCAUUUCAGACGCGACAACAAAAUUUUUGCACAAUCUCCCACUGUCACAUGGCACCGCAUGAAGUUGGCCACAGAUGCGCAGCGCCGUGUCACAGCAACAGUGAGAAACAUGUCCUCGCCACUCCUCGCGCAGUCCUGCCGCCAUGCCUUGGCAUAUCGGCUGAAUCAACAGCGAUGCAUCCACGUGAGUACGGUGAUGGAGAAGAAAGUGACCGGGAAGUACAAGGUUACUGCCAGGAGAGAUCGUCCUCUGACCUAUGAGAUGGCCCAGAAACCACAUCACAUUGCGGUGAGGAAAAGCUGGAAUUCGCUGAACACAUCAAACCUCCUGGAUGGGCUCAGAUCCUCAGAAACAGCGGUAGAAGAUAUGUUCAUUAGAAAAUUCAUGGUGGGAACUUGGCACAGUUUGGUGCUCUCUGAGGUCAUCAUCAAGAGGCAGUUUAACCACAUCCGUAUAGCCGCUGUGAUCCGCCAGGGCAUCUCUGCGCAGAAAAUGUACUUUCUUCUGGGCUACACAGAGGAGAUGCUCGCCCGGUGGCUACACUGCCCAGUGACACUAGAGCUGGAGACAGUGCCUGACAAGAAGGACAUCGUUUUCAAGUACAUUUAGGUGGAAAAUUAGAGAAUAAAGUAUUUAGUGGUUUGUAU
This is a messenger RNA of Phlebotomus argentipes, 653 nucleotides long. It is a transcript of the gene mRpS24, whose product is annotated as small ribosomal subunit protein uS3m. Gene Ontology annotation, cellular component: mitochondrion. Gene Ontology annotation, biological process: translation. NCBI's taxonomy places the organism in Eukaryota, Metazoa, Arthropoda, Insecta, Diptera, Psychodidae. The record is from RefSeq and is a predicted model, not a curated record. The transcript has 3 exons. Bases 1 to 615 code for a protein of 204 amino acids.